AUUUUUACUUUAAGCGGCUAAAAAUAUUCAACGUUUGAGAAAAUUAUGGAGAACUCUUAUUCUAAGAAAAAGUUAAAUGAGAAUAAUGCAAGUGUUCGUCGUAUUCUUCAAGAAAUACGUGAACUUCAAGGUAGUAAAGAGGUAGCAGCAACACCACGGGAAGAUAAUAUUUUUGAAUGGCAUUUUACAAUACGCGGUGUUCCAGGUUCAGAGUUUAAUGGUGGAAGAUAUCAUGGCAAGAUAUUUCUUCCUCCUCAAUAUCCGUUUCGCCCUCCAAGUUUUCGUUUUUGUCAUGAAAAUGGGCGUUUUUCAGUAAAUAAGGAUAUAUGUCUUAAUAUAUCAUCUUUUCAUGAGGAACUUUGGCAGCCGCUUUGGGGAAUUCAUACAGCGCUUAUAAGUCUUUCUAAUUUUAUGCUUACAAAAGCUGAUGGACACAUUGGAGGAUUAGAUUUUACUAUAAACGAGAAAAAAAAAAUAGCCCUACAAUCUCGAGAAUGGGUAUGUCCUGAAUGCAAUAAAAGAAAUAUUGAUAUAUUACCUGAUCUUGAAAACGAAUUUGAAGCUUUUUCACAUCCCGAUAUUCCAAAAUUAUCUUUUACAUAUAAGGAUGAUGGAAAUACAAAGGAAAACAAACUCCUUGUUUUAUUUUCUACAACAAAAUUAUUUAUCAAGCGAUGGUUACCUUUUUUUAAAUCUCUUUUUUCUUCUUCUGCUUUGAUACAAAAAUAUGAAAUUAUACCCUUCUGGAUAGACCUUGUGAUAGCUUUUCUGGUCCUUCUUUUGAUUUAUCUUAUUCUUAACCGUUUUCUUUUGUAAUUUUCAUUCUUAAUAUUAUUUUUAAGUCCGAAACAUUA
Molecule: messenger RNA, 854 nt
Organism: Pneumocystis carinii B80
Lineage: Eukaryota; Fungi; Ascomycota; Pneumocystomycetes; Pneumocystales; Pneumocystaceae
Exons: 6
Coding region: 46-816 (256 amino acids)
Source: RefSeq, a predicted model, not a curated record